Heterotrigona itama is the source of this 1312-nucleotide messenger RNA. The record is from the annotation of a GenBank genome assembly. Lineage: Eukaryota; Metazoa; Arthropoda; Insecta; Hymenoptera; Apidae.
AUGUUUCCGGGAAGAUUGACGAGCGAGCAAGGUAUCUUCGAUAUCUUCCACGCUUUCGCGAUUCUUUCGAGUUUCACAUGAAAUCUCUAUUAAGAUAGAAUUACCUUUGUACUACUAUUAAUAUUGUUAACAAUAUGACAACGUAAUUUCAAGUGUCUUUUUACAUUUGAAUGAAAAUUUAGUUAGAAAAUUUCAAAUAAUCUUUUCCAUCUGUUGCAGAGUGCAACGAAGAAGAAGUGGAUUGUUCUUCGGAAGUUCAUCCAGUAAAUGCUCUUUAUGCUUUUGAUUGUUGCUCAGAAAGCCUUGAUUAUGAUAUUGGCUUUCGGGCAAUAAUCAUAAUCACGAAAGGGCAGAACCUCAACUCUGCCUGUUGCCGAUGGCACCUGUUACUUCAAGAAAUUAAAACUUUGGAAUAUAAAACGAAAAAUCUAUCUGGUUUGAAACAAUAUUAUCAUUACAUUAUUAUUAUCGUAUUACAAGUUACAUUUUACAACAAUUUAUCUAGCUAUGAAUCUAAUAAUAUGUUAAUUUUUUUUUUUUUUUGUAUAAAUUCCCCUAUCAUCAAUACAGAUUAUAUAACUCUAUAAAAACGUUCUUCUAGAAAUAUUAUAUAAUACCGUUUCAGAAACUUAUUGAAUACCAGAUUGAUUGAGAAAGAUCAACGAAAGGAAUCGUUUUCAAUCCCUGCGGGUAUUUAUGUAGAAAAUAAAUUGGUGCUGUAGACUUACGCUCAAAUAAAAAUAACGAAAAGGAAAGACCGUCUUUCAUACUGCAGUUUAUUCAAUUUCAUCCGCGAUACUCUCGACCAAUCUUCAUCCACUCUGAAACGGAUUAAAUUAUUCCUUUGAAAUUAUAAUUCUACACUUGACUCGUGAAAUCGCCGACUAAUUGUUACUUGAACGAUCAAUCGACCGAUGCUUACAAUUAAUUGUACUGUCACUGAUAUGUAUCGUACACUCGAUAAUAAACGAUCGUUUUGUAUGAUAUAUUUGCCUAUCUAAUCUGUUUCGAAUUUUGUUCAUUCAUCAUGCACUUUAUAUUUCAUAUAAAUAAUAUUGCGUAUGACUGUUAACAUUACUUUAUAUCAUUUUUUAUUAUAAGUUAUUAUAGUCGUUUCAUUUAUUAUACUUAUUUUCGAAAUAUGUUGCGCGUACGAUUGGAAAUACUAGAUAUAUUAUUAAAAAGCAGAAACAUUAAUGACAUUCAUUAAUAAAAUAUAAAAAUAUUUGUGUUAUUUCAUUCGUAAUGAAUCAGUAUAAUAUUUUCAUAUAUUCUUUAUAUUUAUAAUAUCUUUAUAGAUAUAUAUUUCUAA